This is a messenger RNA of Diaporthe amygdali, 1125 nucleotides long. RefSeq lists its product as uncharacterized. NCBI's taxonomy places the organism in Eukaryota, Fungi, Ascomycota, Sordariomycetes, Diaporthales, Diaporthaceae. Gene Ontology annotation, cellular component: TRC complex; membrane. Bases 1 to 1125 code for a protein of 374 amino acids. The transcript is spliced from 2 exons. Gene Ontology annotation, biological process: post-translational protein targeting to endoplasmic reticulum membrane. The record is from RefSeq and is a predicted model, not a curated record. Gene Ontology annotation, molecular function: molecular adaptor activity; protein binding.
AUGAACUGCCCCGCUAAUGCUCUCUCGUCGAAGGCAACUACAUCUAAGCAGCGCCUUGCGCUGGCUAUCUGCGAUUUCCUCUCCUCUUCUGUCACCGAUGGUACACUCCCAGCGGAUGAUCAAGAAUCCAUCGACGUCGCUGUCAACUGUAUUGCCGAGUCCUUCAAGGUCGACCCCUCCAACAAGGCCGCCGUCUCAGAAGCUAUCGGCGACCAGAACCUCCUAAAGAUAUAUGGCGUCUACGAGAAGCUGAAGAAUGCUUCUAAGCCUGCUGCCGAUGCUUCCUCUUCAUCUGCCGCCCCAGCCCAAGCAGCACCAGUGAGCGAAGAUGCCAAGAAGGAGGCUGAGGCGCUCAAGUCCAAGGGCAACGCUGCCAUGGCCCAGAAGGACUACCCCAAGGCUAUCGACCUGUACACCCAGGCGCUGGGCCUCAACCCCGGAAACGCCAUCUUCCUGUCGAACCGUGCCGCCGCUUACAGUGCCGCCAAGGAUCAUGAAAGCGCACAGGCUGACGCUGAGGCCGCUGUCGCAAUAGACCCCAAGUAUACUAAGGCAUGGAGUCGCCUGGGCCUCGCUCGGUUUGCCCUUGGAGAUGCAAAGGGCUCCAUGGAGGCAUACCAGAAGGGCAUUGACUACGAGGGCAAUGGUGGCAGUGAUGCCAUGAAGAAGGGCUUUGAGACCGCCAAGAAGCGGGUCGAGGAACUCGAGUCCGAUGAGGUUGCGUCAAGGGGUGCUGGUGGCCCGGCUGGAGGUGCCCCAAACCUUAACGAUCUGGCGAGCAUGUUUGGUGGUGGUGGGCAAGGAGGCGGUGGCGGUGGCGGUGGUGGUGGCAUGCCAGACCUUGGAUCCAUAAUGAGCAACCCUAUGUUCGCAUCCAUGGCUCAGAACCUCAUGAGCAAUCCGGACCUCAUGUCAAACCUUAUGAGCAACCCGAGGCUGCGCGAAAUGGCCAGCUCUUUUGGCGGUGGUGGCGGGGGAGGAGGCAUGCCCGACACGUCAGCCCUGAUGUCCGACCCCAGCAUCGCGGAGAUGGCUCGGAAUUUGAUGGGAGGUGGUGGUGGUGGCGGCAGCGGCGGAGCACCCGGAGCCGGAGCCGGAGCCGGAUCUGGCGCCGGAACUCCAUAG